Messenger RNA from Phragmites australis (common reed), 575 nucleotides. Its product is annotated as mitochondrial import inner membrane translocase subunit Tim13. The transcript is spliced from 2 exons. The record is from RefSeq and is a predicted model, not a curated record. NCBI's taxonomy places the organism in Eukaryota, Viridiplantae, Streptophyta, Magnoliopsida, Poales, Poaceae. Bases 140 to 403 code for a protein of 87 amino acids.
CGCUCCCGGCCGCCCCCGCGCAGUGUAACCCUCCGUGCUCGGCAAAAUCAUCCACGGCGGAGAACUCCUAGUAGUAGUAGCCUGUAACCGCCGAUCACCUGCGAAGACUUGGAGAGAAAGCAAGGGGAAGCAAGCGUUCAUGGACUCCUUCUCGUCGCCGUCGCUGUCGCCGUCCGGGAACCCCAACCCGGAGGCGGUCAUGGAACAGAUCAAGGCGCAGCUCGCACAGGCUUACGCACAGGAGUUUCUUGAGACUGUCGGGAAAAAGUGCUUUGAGAAGUGUGUGACCAAGCCAGGAUCAAGCUUGAGUGGAAGCGAGAGCAGCUGCAUAUCACGUUGCGUUGACCGUUACAUCGAGGCAACUGGUAUUGUCAGCAGGGCUUUGUUCAGUUCCCAGCGCUGAGAACACGUGAAGACAAAUGAUUUCAAAGAACACAAUAACACUUGGUGCUUCAUGCAGUGUUAGUCGCCGUAAGACUCGAGAGGUUUUCCUGUUAGCCUCUGUUCUUUAGUAAAAGAAAACAGGCUCUAUUAAGUGGAGCAGAUCCUUAAUUGUGCUCAACUUGCGAUUUGUU